AUGAAAUUAUUAUUUUAUAUAAAACGAGAUGAAGUUCGACCAGAUAAAGGAAUAAGAUCUACCAAUGUGUAUCCACUUCUACGAUGGCUAAAGUCUCUACAAACACCCGAAUCAAUUGCUCAACAUGUAAAUGUCUUUCAACAAGAUCUUUCUCAAUUGGUCGAGAAAUUAAAAGAAUUUACCUUUAUCGAUAUUUAUGGGGAAAUUCAUUAUGAAAAAGUUGAACCUUAUCGAUUAAUGGCCCAAACUCGCUUUCCUAAUGGUCGAAUAAAUGUUGAAGUAUCAAGAUUUCGUCUUUGGCUUUAG
Molecule: messenger RNA, 306 nt
Organism: Rotaria sordida
Lineage: Eukaryota; Metazoa; Rotifera; Eurotatoria; Philodinida; Philodinidae
Source: the annotation of a GenBank genome assembly